GGCGACGGAUGAGCGCCUUGCAAUGAAAAAAAGAAUUGAAAAAUUAGAAGAAAUGAUGAUGGAGGACCGUCGGCAAAAUAAGGAAAAAAAUGAAAAAUUAGAAAAAGAAAUAGAGGAUUUGAAAAAAGAUGUGAAGGAAAUAAAGAUUGAUGUAGAGAUGUUAAAGAAUUGGAAAGAAAUGGUUGAUCAGCAAAAGGAGGAGGCCCGCGAGCAGGCCAAAGAGGAUCAAGGAUGCGGUGGGGAUGAAGGGAAAAAAGGAAAGGGUGGAAAAAAAGGAAAGCCAAAAGGCCGCGGCAUUGCUGGAAAGGUCAAAGGUGGAAUUGAUGGGUUUAUUGAAGGUAAAUUUUUGUUUUAA
This is a messenger RNA of Meloidogyne enterolobii, 355 nucleotides long. NCBI's taxonomy places the organism in Eukaryota, Metazoa, Nematoda, Chromadorea, Rhabditida, Meloidogynidae. The record is from the annotation of a GenBank genome assembly.